Phoenix dactylifera (date palm) is the source of this 1057-nucleotide messenger RNA. Its product is annotated as Late embryogenesis abundant protein (LEA) family protein. Lineage: Eukaryota; Viridiplantae; Streptophyta; Magnoliopsida; Arecales; Arecaceae. The record is from RefSeq and is a predicted model, not a curated record.
GGAGAUUUAUGGAAAAUGGACUGUACGUCCUCUCCGCCCAAGCUUAUCUCUACCGUCCGGCCGUCUCCUUUCUUCAAGGCUUUUUAUAACUCUAGAGUCGUCGCCUUCUCCUCCUACCCAGCGACUGUGCGACUGCCGAAGCCUAACCUUAACCCUAACCCUAGAGUUCUCUCUCCGAUGGCUUGGGCGACGCGGUUCCUGUCGGCGGUGGCGUUCCUGGCGGUCGGAGUGGUCUUCGCGCCGGACCUGUUCGGGUCGGGGCCGGCCUCCCCCGCCGCCGCCGUCUCCGUCGCCAAGAUCGCCCAUCUCCUCUGCUUCGCCACCUGCUGGGGCUCCGCCCUCUGGGUCACCUUCAUCGGCGGCAUCAUCAUGUUCAAGUAUUUGCCGAGGCACCAGUUUGGGAAUCUACAGAGCAAGAUGUUUCCGGCGUACUUCAUGUUGAUAUCGGUGUGUGCGGCGAUCUCGGUGAUGGCAUUCGCCUACCUCCACCCAUGGAAGUCGGCAUCGUCCCUUGAGAGAUACCAGCUUGGGUUCCUUCUCUCUGCCCUUUUCUUCAAUCUCUCCAACCUCCUUAUCUUCACCCCCAUGACCAUCGAGAUGAUGAAGAAGAGGCACAAGGUUGAGAGAGAGCUAAGCAUUGGUGACGAAGUGGGACGGUCAAAGAACAUGGAAGUAGCAAAGUCUAAUCCACAACUUGCAGGAAUGAACAAGAAAUUUGGAAUGAUCCACGGCUUAUCUUCACUUGCCAAUAUCAUGGCAUUUGGCAGCCUUGCAAUGCAUUCAUGGUACUUAGCAGGUAAAGUUCAGCUGUAAGCACGUUGGACAUUAUUGGAUUCUGGAAAAAAUUCUCUUAGCCAUUGGCUACCCCCUCCAACACUGUGUUGAACUUGGUGCUCAACUCUGUUCAGAAAACAUGCAGUUGUCUUCUCCAUCAUAAUUGUUUAACUCGUCAUGAUCAGAUAUGCUUUACCUUAUUUUUUAUUUGAAUAGAAAGGAUGCACUCUUUUAUCAGACGUCAAUUUAUUGCUGCAUUGUUGGAAUACAAUUAUUCAGCUUA